ACUAGAUGACCUACAAGGUCCCUUCCAACCCUGUUAUUCUGACAAGUUUUGCAAGAGGGUUGCAACGAAAGGUUGGUUUUGGAGUUUGGAGGAGAGGUCUGUGUACCUAGUUUAAAUUAAAAAUGGAACUCCUGUUCAAUAGCUAAAGAUAAUCCAAUAUAAAUGAAGAUUACAUUCGAUUGCACAAAGUUGGUUUUUGUUUUGCUUUUGAAGCUCGGCAUUUUCUUUUUCUCUCCCGCCUUCCUAGCAAAUCAGCCAAUCUGCUUCCUUGAACGGAGCAGACAGGCACGACGUUAGCCAAUAGCAACGGCAAGCGCUUGAUCCUUGGCCCCGCCUUUGCCAGUCUCUUUUGGAGCUCUCCGUUAUUAAUAAUAAGACGAGAGGCGAGAGUUCUGCCCGCCUCCCUCCCUCUUGAAAAGGCAACGUUAGAUUGCGCAUGCUCAAGUAUCUACCCCUCUCUAUGGUUAACAUACGUUGCGGAAAAGUCUCCUCUGUUAAGAAUCCAACGUCUCGCGGAUGUGAAGAUUUGGCGUUAAGGACUGUCUUGAUUACGUGAUCCAGUUGUACUACCAGAAAAUGUCCGGCUUCUGAUACAGAGCCUGUUGGUCGGCAUAAUCUGGAGCUGCAAAUUUCAACUUGCUGAGGAUUUUUUUCCCCCCACGCCUCUGCAAUUCCGGAGAAAACAUCUAAUCUGCACAGACUAAGUCUCAUCCCCUCCAGGUCAGUUGUUGGCACCUGUCCUUCGAGGACGUUGUUCAGCCAUGGAGAUGGAAGACGAGACGGAGAAGAUCAACAUUGGGACUGAAAGCCUACAGAACAACGAGGCAAUCCAAGAAGGAAUUCCAUCCAACAGCUGGCCACACAAAUGUGCCUCAUACGUCCUGGCUCUCCGGCCCUGGAGCUUCAGUGCUUCCCUCACUCCGGUGGCCCUGGGCAGCGCCCUGGCUUACCGCUCCCAGGGUACCCUCGACCUGGGCCUUCUGGUUGGCAGCGCCGUCACCGUCUUGGCAGUCCAUGGAGCUGGCAACCUCGUGAAUACCUACUAUGAUUUUUCCAAAGGCAUCGACCACAAGAAGAGUGAUGACCGGACCCUGGUGGAUCAGAUCUUGGAGCCUCAGGAUGUGGUCCGGUUUGGGGUCUUCCUAUACACUUUGGGUUGCAUCUCAGCAGCAUUCCUCUAUUGCUUCUCCACCCUCAAAUUGGAACACCUGGCCUUGAUUUACUUCGGAGGACUCUCCAGCUCUUUUCUCUACACUGGAGGCAUCGGAUUUAAGUACGUUGCACUGGGUGACGUGGUCAUCCUGAUCACCUUUGGUCCCCUGGCUGUGAUGUUCGCCUAUGCUCUCCAGGUGGGCUACCUGUCCAUCUCGCCCUUGCUGUAUGCCGUGCCCUUGGCCCUCAGCACCGAGGCCAUCCUGCACAGCAACAACACCCGGGACAUCGAGUCCGACCGGCAGGCGGGCAUUGUCACGCUGGCUAUUCUCAUCGGCCCGACGCUCUCUUACGUCCUUUACAGCAGCUUGCUCUUCCUGCCAUACCUCAUCUUCUGCGUCCUGGCUACUCGCUACACCGUCUCUAUGGCUCUACCUCUCCUCACUCUGCCCAUGGCGUUUUCCCUGGAACGGCAGUUCCGGAGCCAAAGUUUCCUCAAAAUCCCACAAAGGACAGCCAAGCUCAACCUCCUGUUGGGACUUUUUUACGUCUUCGGCAUCCUUCUGGCUCCCCCUGGCUCCCUCCCCAAACUCUAGAGAGACAUCAGAAAAUAGAAGGUUCCCUGAAAAUAAUUCUUCCCCAAAAGCUUUCAUAGAAUACACAACACACACACACAAAUACAUACAUGUAUAUAUGUACACGUGAGUUUACAAUCUUCACCAAACCACAUAAGGUUUUUUUUCCCCUGAUCCACGAACGUCAGAUUUCCUGAAAUGUUUCCUUUUCACAAAGGGAUAAAAUCAUCUUUAUAAAGUUCUCGGUUCUCCGAGUUGGGUUCCUGCUUUUUGCCGUUGUUUCUUCUAUUGUCUGCGUUUCAUUAAUCAAAAAGUUCUCACUACGGGUUAGAACUCCCCAAGGCCAUGUAAUAAAAAUCUCUUUUAAAAUAAUUUUUUUGGGGGGGGAGAAAGAAAAGCUGCACCAGCAAGGGGAAAAAAAGAAUCAAAAGCACUAAAGCAAGAUAAUCAUCACAUCUAAUGCAUUUUCACCCCCCCAACGUCUACUUUCUGGUCUUAAAGUUUCUAUUGGAGGGAGCUCCAGAGAUUUCUUGUGGUAUUCUAGGAAAAAUGACUGGGGUCAUUUCCCAGUUGUUCACAUGGGAGGCUGAAUCCGGUACCAGAUCUCCUUUAGAGAUCAGGUGCCGACACCUUCCACAUUCUUUGAGUAACACCUCAUCUUAUCAUAGAACGCUCUGUGGAGUGAUUCCUGUCAACUGUGCACUCGUUCACAUCUUCUGUCUACGUUGGAUUGCAGCAUCAAUUUGCAUGUUCUCUCUGCCAUCCAUCAUAAAGUUGCCGGCAGCAGAGUCCUUGCGAAGAGUCCGAUAAGAUCUGCCAAUCCUAGUUUCCCAAGAGGCUCCCUUGCUCAAACGCCAGCAGCCUGAAGGAGAAGCCGAGGGAGUCUGAAUGUCCCCUUCGCUGAUCAUUUUGAACAACAGGAAUCUCAUAUUUUGGUGGAGGGAGAUGGGCCCCAAAUUGACACCAAACCGAACCAGAUUUUUUGCCUUUCUCUCUCCCUUUUGACGAGAACAACAGCACUUAUGUGGACGGAGCUUUGGGCUGGAGAUAAGAUGUAACAUGGUUAUUACCGAAGUAAACAAAUGUGUGGGAAGAGAUGACUCCCAUCCGUUUCACGCAGGUGUUUCAAUCAGCAUUGAAGAAGUGCUGCCGGUUUAGGGUGGCUUUGGAUGGCGCCUCUCCAAGAGGUAGGAUGGGGAGGAUUGAGAGCAACCCAUGGCUUCCCUGAUGUAUAUUGGGAUCCUGUUCGUCCAUACAGAGGCUUGGUACCAGGGGUGGGGAUCCUACCGG
Molecule: messenger RNA, 3017 nt
Organism: Thamnophis elegans (Western terrestrial garter snake)
Lineage: Eukaryota; Metazoa; Chordata; Lepidosauria; Squamata; Natricidae
Gene: UBIAD1
Product: UbiA prenyltransferase domain containing 1
Exons: 4
Coding region: 762-1748 (328 amino acids)
Biological process (GO): vitamin K biosynthetic process; menaquinone biosynthetic process
Cellular component (GO): Golgi membrane; endoplasmic reticulum
Molecular function (GO): prenyltransferase activity
Source: RefSeq, a predicted model, not a curated record